AUGACCCUGAGCACGGAGAUGUCCGAUGCCUCCGGCCUCGCGGAGGAGACAGACAUCGACGUGGUGGGGGAGGGCGAGGACGAAGACGACGAGGAAGAAGAGGACGACGACGAGGGCGGCGGUGGCGGCUCCCGGCUGGCUGUCCCCGCACAGCGGCGGCGGCGACGGCGCUCGUACGCCGGGGAGGACGAACUCGAGGACCUGGAGGAGGACGACGACGACGAUGACAUCUUGCUGCCUCCGCGGACCGGAGGCUCCCCGGCGCCCCCAGGCCCGGCCCCGGCAGCAGGGCCCGGAGCCGGUGGUGGCGGCAGCGCCGGCGGCGGCGGCGGCGGCGGCGGUGGCGGUGGUGGCGGCGCUGGUGGCGGCGCCAAGAACCCGCUGGUGAAGCCGCCCUACUCGUACAUCGCGCUCAUCACCAUGGCCAUCCUGCAGAGCCCCAAGAAGCGGCUGACGCUGAGCGAGAUCUGCGAGUUCAUCAGCGGCCGCUUCCCCUACUACCGGGAGAAGUUCCCCGCCUGGCAGAACAGCAUCCGCCACAACCUCUCGCUCAACGACUGCUUCGUCAAGAUCCCCCGCGAGCCGGGCAACCCGGGCAAGGGCAACUACUGGACGCUGGACCCCGAGUCCGCCGACAUGUUCGACAACGGCAGCUUUCUGCGGCGGAGGAAGCGCUUCAAGCGGCAGCCACUGCUCCCGCCCAGCGCGGCGGCCGCCGCCGAGUCGCUGCUGCUCCGCGGCGGCGCGGGACCCGCGGGGGACCCGGCGGCGGGCGCCUCGCUCUUCCCGCCCGCCCCGCCGCCGCCCCCGCACGCCUACGGCUACGGCCCCUACGGCUGCGGCUACGGCCUGCAGCUGCCGCCCUACGCGCCGCCCUCGGCCCUCUUCGCCGCGGCCGCCGCUGCCGCCGCCGCCGCCUUCCACCCGCAUUCGCCCCCGCCGCCCCCGCCGCCGCACGGCGCGGCCGCCGAGAUGGCCCGGACCGCCUUCGGCUACCGGCCGCACCCGCUCGGCGCCGCUUUGCCCGGCCCCCUGCAGGCCUCGGCCGCCAAGGCGGGCAGCCCGGGCGCCUCGGCGCUGGCGCGCUCGCCCUUCUCCAUCGAGAGCAUCAUCGGCGGCAGCCUAGGCCCUGCCGCCGCCGCCGCCGCCGCUGCCCAGGCCGCAGCCACCGCCGCGCAGGCCUCGCCGUCGCCCUCGCGGUGGCGGCGCCCUGUGCCCGCACCCGGACCUGGUCCCGGCCCCGGUCCCGGCGGCUGCGCGGUGCAGGCGGCUGUGGGCCCCGCCGCCGCGCUCACUCGCUCGCUCGUGGCCGCCGCCGCGGCCGCCGCCUCCUCCGUCUCGUCGUCGGCCGCCCUGGGGACGCUGCACCAAGGAACUGCCCUGUCCAGUGUGGAGAACUUUACUGCUAGGAUUUCAAAUUGUUAA
This is a messenger RNA of Castor canadensis (American beaver), 1425 nucleotides long. RefSeq names its product forkhead box D1 (gene Foxd1). The record is from RefSeq and is a predicted model, not a curated record. Gene Ontology annotation, biological process: regulation of transcription by RNA polymerase II; anatomical structure morphogenesis; cell differentiation. NCBI's taxonomy places the organism in Eukaryota, Metazoa, Chordata, Mammalia, Rodentia, Castoridae. Gene Ontology annotation, molecular function: RNA polymerase II cis-regulatory region sequence-specific DNA binding; DNA-binding transcription factor activity, RNA polymerase II-specific.